GAACCUGCGCAGACUCAGCAAAGUCUGCCUCUCGUGAACGCACCCAUAGUCCUAGCUGAAUAUGCGCCUCUCUUUCUCCAAAGUCGCUGGGUGCGUUCAUGAAGAUCAUUAUGCGCAGAAUCUGACCAAUUCAUGGAAGAUCAUUUGGCUAAACUGGUCAGAUUCUGCAGAGAAUGAUCUCCGUGAACACGCCCUCUUAUUUCUGUAAUGAAAUGGGGCGUCACUGGCAGUGGGCGUGCCUGGUUGGAACCGUCACGUAUUAUUGGCUGCAGAAACACUCGAAACCCAGCUUGCGAAACUGAUUGGCUGACCUCCCUGUGGAAAGAAGGGCGGGAUCGCGAUGACCUGCUGUGGAUCCGAAAUGGCGCCAGUUUCGUCUCUCUGCUUUGUGGUCGAAGAGUUUGUAUUCUGAAGCUGCUGCUCGUAAUGUGAGAGCGUGGGUCAUUGUCCGUGGCAGUGGACACGACUAACACGCACACUGACGGUUUAGAUUUGAAAAGGAAGUCUGGAGACCGACGAAAGAAAACUACAACUUACGCAGACUGCAGAGAGAGAGUGAGAACGGAUCAGCCUCACUCAAAGGAAGUUUCUGAGAUGGAAGCAGCUCACAUCAGCCCAGAGCUUCCUAUGCGAUGGGUUGUUUCUGCAGACAGGACUGUUGAGAUCAAGGAGGAAGUGACUGAGCUGGGGUGUGACCAGGCCAAUGAGCGGAUCCUGCAGGAGGAAACGCCACCUUCUAGCAUCACUGAGAGAGGUACACUGACAGAGACCAGGCUGAAACUCAAAAUGGCCCAAAGAAGACGGAUGACCACUCAAGAAAGGAUUGAUAUGCUUACCGCUUUGUCCGAAAAUGAUUCUGAUGCAGGGAAUGUGAGUGAUUACGACAGCGAUGAAUCCUGGAUUUGUGAUACAGUCAGUUCCACCAGUGAAAGCGAGGAAGGUGCCACUGAAGUGCCACGAUCACACAGAGGGCUCCCCAGGGGCAGAAGAGGUUGUGGCAGAAGCAGCAGUCUUGGGGAAUCCUCUGCAGUGCCAGCCGCUUUGCCUGUAUCGUCUCCUGCAGCAGCUGCAGGCAUGCCAGCCAUGCCAACCGCUUCACCUGCAGCAGUACCAAGGACAGCGACUCCAGCUGCAUCGCCAGCACGAACGGGCAUUCAGGAGACUGGGAAAGAUGGCACUGUUUGGGAAAUUAUAAGUCCCGGUGUUGAUGCUGUGGGAAGACGGGCUGCACAAAAUGUUUUGACUGAAACGUCAGGUCCCACGCCGUACGCAAAACGCAACAUCAAUAGCAUUCUCAGCGCUUUUCAUUUAUUGAUUGAUAUGCGAAUGCUACACCACAUUCAACGCUGUACUGUAGCAGAGGCACAUAGGAUACAAAAUGAUGUUUCCUGGGCAAUGUCGUUGGAGGAAUUAGAAGCGUUUAUUGCAAUCCUGUAUGUUCGAGGAGCGUAUGGUGGUAAAAGCCUUUACCUGGAGAGCCUUUGGUCUACACAGUGGGGAAUUACUUUUUUUAUAGAGACAAUGUCACAGAAUCGUUUUCGAGAAAUCAUGAGGUUUUUGCGUUUUGAUUUUAGAGCAACGAGAAGGGCCCGCCUUCAGACAGAUAAAUUUGCCCUGGCAUCAGAAAUUUGGAACGGCUUCAUUGAAAACAGCAUUGCCUGUUACAAGCCCGGAGAGAACCUUACAGUGGAUGAGCAGCUGUUUUCCACAAAAGCACGGUGUCGCUGGACACAAUACAUGCCAAACAAAUCUGAUAAAUUUGGGAUCAAGUUUUGGUUGGCAGUGGACGUGGAGUCCAAAUAUGUGGUGAAUGGUUACCCCUACCUGGGCAAAGAUGAAACUUGCCCAGCUGGUCAGAGACUGGGUGACAAUGUGGUACUUAGGCUGAUGGAACCGUACUUAGGAAAAGGGAGGAAUGUUACCACUAACAAUUUUUUUACUUCACUGGAAUUGGCAAAAAAGUUGAAGAAUAAGAAAACCAGCCUGGUUGGAACAGUGAACAAAGCAGGAAGAGAGCUUCCACCAUCUGCGCAAAACUUGCAACCACAGCUGUACUCCAGUACAAUUUUGAAACACAAUGACUGUGCUACGCUAACUGUUUACAAGUGCAAGCCGAGAAAGAAUGUCAUUAUUCUCAGCUCCCGUCAUACGUCAGUUGCCAUCGGGACUGUUGACAAGAAAAAACCAGAGACCGUGGAUUUCUACAAUGACACAAAGCACGGGGUGGACGUUUUAGACCAGAUGGCACGUCAGUACUCUGUGAAAGCUGGUUCUCGACGCUGGCCAGUUGCUGUGUUUUACAAUGUGCUGGACCUGGCAGCCAUCAAUUCCUUCGUUUUGUACAAGGAAUGCACCGGAGAAAAUAUCAGUAGGAGAGAUUUCAUCUUGAAGCUAGCCACAGAGCUUCGGCAGAAACAUUUCGAUCAGAAAACUGCAAAGCAGCCGGGAAACGCAGCUCAGUCUGGAUUCAGUGCUGCACCCAGCGACACACGCAAGAGAAAGCAAUGCAAGGUAGCUAAAUGCAAUAAAAAUAAAACUUCUGAUAUCUGUGCCCAGUGUGAACGAGCAGUAUGUGGUAAAUGCACAGGAAAAGUUGAGAAGCGUUACAUCUGUGUGGAUUGUGCUACUUAGGGGGCUACUUUGAAGUCCAUUUCCCUGAAAGCACAUUCAUGUUACAUAAUGGGAGUUGAGAUCUUUUUAAUGCUAUUUUGUAUGUACAUAUACCUGUUUAAACACUAGUUUCUUUUGAAAUGUUUAUUUUAUUAUAGUUUCUCAUUUUUUGAAGUAGUGCUUUGUGUGGUAAGUUAGAAAAUAAACCCUUUGUUUAAUUGUUCAUUUAAAUAAGUGUUUUGGCUGUGCAGAUGUUUGAUAUGACGUGCUUGAAUAAAACAUUUGAGUCGUAUCUGAUAGUUUGUCUUUCAUUUUAAUAUUGAGGUUGUUUAAAAUGUAACCGUCAUAAUGACUGCCGGUGGCAGUUCUAGGUAUGAGUAUAACUGCAGUGUUAAUGUUUCUACAGAGUUCUACGUUAAAUUAAUUUUAUUUGAGUAGCUCUACUAAAAACACUCAGAAGAGCAACUGUAAGCAAGAUGGCUACUGAUGAUUUCAAUUCUGUGAGGCAGGUAGAUGUGCAACGGGGUAUUAAUAUAUUUUGGGGGGGUCCUAGUUUUACAGAAAUUGAACCCCAAAGAUAACGGUCUGACAUCCCUGCUGCCUGACAUCAUUGCUAGGCAGAGUGACUUGCGACCGUUCCAUUGCACUGAAUAGGGAGACAUGGAAUAUAUAGCUCAGCACACACGGGUCACAUCUGUGUUUCUGUCUGGAUUAAAACUGCUAAUCAGUGAUGAUGUGUUUUUUUGUGUUUGUGCUUUCAACACUGGGGAAACUAAUAAUCAUUUUUUAAUUCGGGAAAUAAGAUUUUCAUUUUCCCCCCUCACUUUUUUUGUUAUGGUACGGUCGGGAGUUCAAUGAUACCGUUCCAUUGCAUAAACAAUUCUAUGUUUCUGUCUGUAUUAAAACUGAGAACUUCU
Acipenser ruthenus (sterlet) is the source of this 3527-nucleotide messenger RNA. Its product is annotated as piggyBac transposable element-derived protein 4-like. Bases 595 to 2631 code for a protein of 678 amino acids. The record is from RefSeq and is a predicted model, not a curated record. Lineage: Eukaryota; Metazoa; Chordata; Actinopteri; Acipenseriformes; Acipenseridae. The transcript has 4 exons.